Microtus oregoni (creeping vole) is the source of this 2747-nucleotide messenger RNA. It is a transcript of the gene Ears2, whose product is annotated as glutamyl-tRNA synthetase 2, mitochondrial. The transcript has 9 exons. Gene Ontology annotation, biological process: glutamyl-tRNA aminoacylation. Gene Ontology annotation, molecular function: glutamate-tRNA ligase activity; ATP binding; tRNA binding. Lineage: Eukaryota; Metazoa; Chordata; Mammalia; Rodentia; Cricetidae. The record is from RefSeq and is a predicted model, not a curated record. The coding region runs from base 4 to 1575 and encodes 523 amino acids.
CACAUGGCGGCGUUCCUCCAGAGGCUUCCGCGGGCCGGGCCUCGCGCGGCGGCCCUAGGCCACCGCGUGGGACGGCGGGACGCCAGUCUGGGCCCAGAUCCCGGGGCCACGGUGCGAGUUCGCUUCGCUCCCAGCCCCACAGGCUUCUUGCACCUCGGUGGCCUCCGUACCGCUCUCUACAACUACAUCUUUGCCAAGAAGCACCGAGGGAGCUUCAUUCUGAGACUGGAGGACACUGAUCAGAGCCGACUGGUACCAAGGGCAGCAGAGAACAUUGAGGACAUGCUGGAGUGGGCAGGCAUCCCACCUGACGAAAGUCCCCGUCGGGGUGGUCCUGCUGGGCCCUACACUCAGUCCCAGCGGCUGGCACUGUAUGCCCAGGCCACAGAAGCAUUGCUGAAGUCUGGAGCUGCCUAUCCGUGUUUCUGUUCACCACAGCGGCUGGAGCUCCUGAAGAAGGAAGCCUUGAGGAGCCGGCAGACACCCCGGUAUGACAAUCGGUGCCGGAGCCUGAGCCAGGCACAGGUGGCCCAGAAGCUGGCCAUGGACCCCAAGCCUGCUAUCCGCUUCCGCCUGGAGGAGGCAGCACCAGCCUUCCAGGACCUUGUAUAUGGUUGGACUCAACAUGAAGUGGCCAGUGUGGAGGGGGAUCCAGUUAUCCUGAAGAGUGAUGGCUUCCCCACCUACCACCUAGCCUGUGUGGUGGAUGACCACCACAUGAGCAUCAGCCAUGUGCUGAGGGGCUCUGAGUGGCUCGUCUCCACCUCAAAGCACCUGCUUCUCUACCAGGCCCUGGGCUGGCAACCGCCUCAAUUUGCUCAUCUGCCCCUGCUCCUCAACAGGGAUGGUAGCAAGCUGUCUAAGAGGCAGGGGGACAUUUUCCUGGAACAUUUUGCUGCCUCUGGUUUUCUGCCUGAAGCCUUGCUUGACAUCAUCACCAACUGUGGCUCGGGGUUUGCAGAGAACCAAAUGGGCAGGACCCUGCCGGAGCUGAUAACACAGUUUGACCUGACCCGGAUCACCUGCCACUCAGCUCUGUUGGACCUGGAGAAGCUCCCAGAAUUCAAUAGACUGCACCUCCAACGGCUGGUGAGCAGUGAGACCCGAAGACCUCAGUUGGUGAAGAAGCUGCAGGCCCUGGUGAAGGAGGCAUUCGGGAGCCAACUGCAAGACAAGGACGUUCUGGACCCAGCAUAUGUGGAGAGGAUCAUCCUGCUGCGACAGGGCCACAUCAGCCGUCUGCAGGAUCUGGUCUCCCCAGUGUACUCCUACUUAUGGACUCGUCCUGCCGUCCAUCGAGCACAACUGGGUGUUGACUCAGAAAAGGUGGAUGUGAUUGUCAAACGCUUGCUGGGAGUUUUAGAAACAUCUGGUUUGAGCCUAACUCAGGAUGUGGUGAACAGAGAACUGAAGAAGCUUUCAGAAGGCCUAGAAGGUACCAAGUACAGCAGCGUGAUGAAGCUCCUCCGAAUGACCCUCAGUGGACAGAUGCAAGGACCUCCUGUGGCUGAGAUGAUGGUGUCUUUGGGCGCAAAGGAAGUACAGGAGCGAAUCCAGAAGGUGCUUUCUAGCUAAGGAGAAGAUGAAUAGGAAUAAGGCAGCUCUGAAGGCCUCUACACAUGGAAACUGCAUUCUGAGGAGAUCAGGAGGCCUACAGCCCAUUUGGAGACUUUCAGGAUCAACAGUAAGAGAAACAGACUCUCUGAAUACCCUCAUCAGCUGGCCUUCGGGGAAGCCCAGCCUGCUUCACCUCACUGAUUCUGGAAAGGAUGAACUUGAACUCAUACCUUUUUUUUUUUUUUUUUUAACCUAUUUUGUUUUUGUUUUCUGAGAUAGGGUUUCUCUGUGUAAGGGUCCUAACUGUUCUGGAACUCACUCUGUAGACCAGGUUGGCCUCAAACUCAGAGAUCUGCUUGCCUCUGCCUCCCAAGUGCCGGGAGUAAAGGUGUGUGCCACUACUGCCUGGUUCUUUUCUAUUUUUAAUGUGUUUGGAUAGUUUGUCUCCAUGUUUGCCUGUGUAUCACUUGCAUACGUCCAGUGAUUCUUGGAAAGGCAAGGAGAACAUAGAUUGCCUAGAAAUAGAGUUUCAGAGGGUUUUGAGCUACCAUUUGGGUACUUAGAAUUAAACCCAGGUCUUCUGGAGGGGCAGCCAGUGUUUAAUCACUGAGCCAUCUCUCCAGCCCCUUGUGUUGAUUUUCGUGCCAUAUUCUACAGCAGAUAUUAGGAGCUAGUUUACAGAAAAGAUCAACAUUCCAAAUCAGUCCAGAGGACUGAGGUCUUGGUUCAUUAGGCUGCAUAAUAAAAUAUCACAGAAUAUAGUGACUUAAACAAAAACUAUUGAUUUGUUUAAUGUCCUAGAGACUGGAAGUACAAGGUAAGUGUCAUAGGGUCAGUUUCUUGAGGGCACCUCUCCUGAAUUGCAGUGUCCUCCCAGGGUCUUUCCUUUGUGCACAUUUAUCCCUGUUUCCUUUCGGUGUAUCCUAGUGUUUCUCAAGGGCACCAGUCAGGCCAAAUGCUACUCACUCUCACAGCCUCAUUUUCGCCUAAAUAACACCCCUUUAAAGUUUGACAUCGUAUGAUACUGAAGCUUAGGAUUUCUAUAAUUGGAAUAGUAGGCAGGGCGCAGUUUAGUCCACAAUAGUUCAGUGCUAGUUUGGACCCAUGGGCCCCAAUUCUCAGGCCCCUUCUGAAGGUAGAGCCAUAAUGGACACAAGCAGGACCAAAUAGACAUCAGACUUUCCUUUCAA